AAUAGAAAGUUCCACACAUAAAAGAAUAGUCUUACUUAUUAUUUUUCCAUAUAGAUUAAGCUAAUUACAAGAUUAUAUUUUUUCAAGUGUAGUUUUAAUGGGAAGAGAAAUAGUGAAAGCAGAAUCAGUUGAGGAAACAAACUUCAACUGGUCAUCAGCAUCAUCAGAUUCAUCAUCCACAACAUCUUCUUAUGAUGAAGAAAACAGAAUGCCUUUGUUAGCGUUGAAUCAUGUUUCUUAUGUCUGCAAAUCUGUUCCUAAAUCUGCCCAAUUUUAUGAACAAGUCCUCGGUUUCGUACUAAUCAAACGUCCAUCCUCCUUUGAUUUUGAUGGUGCUUGGUUAUUCAACCAUGGAAUUGGAAUUCAUUUGUUAGGAAAAGAAGAUGUGCAAUCAAAAAGGGGAAAAAUUAACCCAAAAGAUAAUCACAUUUCAUUUCAAUGUACAGAUAUGGAUCUUAUUAUUCAGAGAUUGAAUGAUAUGAAUGUUGAAUAUGUAACUGCUACUGUUAAAGAAGGUGGAGUUACAGUAGAUCAACUCUUUUUUCAUGACCCAGAUGGCAAUAUGAUUGAAAUUUGCAAUUGUCAGAAUUUACCUGUUCUUCCACUUUCUUCUUGCCCACUCAAAAAAAUGUCAAGUCCAACUUUCAACCAAACAAUGUCAGAUUCCUUUUAUGGAAAUGGAAAAACAAAUACAAAGAUGAAUUGUUCAGGAGAAGUUGAAUCUCUUAUGAUGGAAAAUUUGGCUUUGGAUAUGAUGGACAUUUCUUUUUGAGUGAUCCAUGUGGAAGAAAAAGAAAAGUGAAUUUUGCUCAUCAUUAUUAGCUCUUUUAUUUUUUUUACCAACCCAAAUAUAACAUAAAAAAUCCUUUUUUUGUAAUAUUGUUAUUAUUAUGUAUUAGUAGUAUGUGUAGAGAGGUGUGAUGAAGAGCAUAUAUUAUUAUAAAUAUAAUGUAAUAUUAUUGUACUCCAGAAUUGAGAUUUAUGUUAAUGCAUGAUUGUUGCUACCCAUGUCAAAAAAUAAAUGAUACAAGGCAUGUUAUGUGUUCUAAAAA
This is a messenger RNA of Solanum pennellii, 1052 nucleotides long. RefSeq lists its product as uncharacterized. The coding region runs from base 98 to 772 and encodes 224 amino acids. Lineage: Eukaryota; Viridiplantae; Streptophyta; Magnoliopsida; Solanales; Solanaceae. The record is from RefSeq and is a predicted model, not a curated record. The transcript is spliced from 3 exons.